Messenger RNA from Caenorhabditis bovis, 291 nucleotides. Lineage: Eukaryota; Metazoa; Nematoda; Chromadorea; Rhabditida; Rhabditidae. The record is from the annotation of a GenBank genome assembly.
AUGGCUGUUACUGAAUGCGAAAAAAAUUGGUACAGCAACUAUAAAGAGCUUAUGCCUGUUCGACAAAAAAUUAAUGAAUUGGCCUGCUCGACAUAUUAUCAUCGUUUCACAAAACAACUCGGAUUGGCUACUGCUUUGAUUGCUGAGAUCAACCGAAUGCACACCAGCUGCACUAAACUUAGACAUGAAGAUCACGCUCGCGCUCGUGAAUUGGUUUUAUUCUGUAAGGAAAUUUUGGAAGAAGUUGAGGAGAAAGCAGCUGCUAUUGGAAUGAGCAGCACUAUCAUCUAA